AUAUUUUUAGACAUAGUUACGUUUAGAUAUGUUUUAAAAUAGUUUAUGUAAGUGCGUUCAUGGCGUGAACUUGUGAAGACCAAGGUUUUUCAAACAAGGUCUUGGAAACAAAGCAAGAUUAACGCGAAUCUUAGAUUACCACUAUUUGUGGUUUGAAUAUGCAGUAUUUGAAAAAGAUAACAACCUGUAGCAAUGGUAACCUUAGUAAAGCCACUGUGUCCCAGUAUGUUGCCUGCGUGAGAUUAAUAUUCAAAUUAUCUGUGUCUACUCGGGUUUUGCAUUUCAACAAAACUAAUAAUAGUUUUUGUCAGUCGUUCUUGAAACACUCUUUUUCCUUCCUCUUGAUCCAAAAAUUAAUUUAAACAAUCAGUUCCUGAAAAUGGCAGUCUUAUUGAAUAAGGGUAAGUCUUACAUACGAUUAUCUAAUAGGUUUACAUCAUACAUGCGUAAAGCCAAUUCUUUACAGAAAUAAAUUCAAUUUCCUUAAGCAUAACUUAUAAUACGUUUCCUUGACUCAAUUUAUUUUACUUCAAAACAUAUUUAGUGUCUCGUUUUGACAAUAUUUCAGGUGUUUUCGUAGUAGCGGCUAAGCGCACGCCGUUCAUGAAAAUGGGCCGAGCAUUCAAAGAUGUCCACCCUUCAGAAUUGUUCGCUGCCGCCGCAAGAGUUGCCUUCAGAGACUGCGGACUAUCUCCUAAUGUAGUGGACACUGCUAACGUGGGACAAGUUUAUACGAUAAGUGGAUCAGCAGACGGAGUGCUGACUCACCGACACUCUGCUCUGAGGUCAGGUGUGCCUUACGAAACUCCCGUUUUAGGAGUAAACCGGCUAUGUGGCUCUGGUUUCCAAGCUAUUAUAAAUAGUGCACAGGAUAUUCUCUUAGGAGCGGCGGAAAUAUCAUUAGCUGGUGGGACGGAGAACAUGUCAGCCAUUCCAUACGUAGUGAGAGGCGUUCGUUUUGGAUCCCACUUCGGAAAACCUAUUGACUUUGAAGACCACUUAAAAGCCGGCUCCGUGGACUCAUAUUGCAACUUUACAAUGGCUCAAACUGCAGAGAACUUAGCUGAAAUUUAUGGAAUAACGCGGGAACAGGCGGACGAGUUCGCUUUUAGGUCCCAAAUGAAGUGGAAAGCUGGUUACGAAGCCGGUGCUUUUGAAGCUGAGAUAGCACCAGUGACGGUGGUUAUUGACGGGAAAGAAGUGACAGUGAUGAAGGAUGAGCAUCCUCGCCCGAACACCACGAUGAUGUCACUCAGUCAACUGCCGGUACUUUUCAGAGAGGGUGGCGUAGGCACUAUUGGGAAUUCUACGGGUGUCAAUGAUGGCGCUGCAGUUCUUAUCCUUGCAAGCCAGGAAGCUAUAAGGACACAUGACUUAACUCCGCUGGUGCGAGUCGCAGGCUGGUCGGUUGCCGGUGUGGAGCCAAGAGUCAUGGGCCUCGGACCGGUGCCGGCCAUCAGACAGCUGCUGGGGGCGGCUGCCUUAACAAUGGAUGAUAUGGAUAUGAUUGAGAUUAACGAACAGUUUGCAGCCCAAGCCCUGGCUAGUGUAAUAGAACUGAAUGUAGACCAGGACAAGCUCAACGUGAACGGAGGAGCCAUAGCGCUGGGCCACCCUGCAGGUGCCUCUGGGGCCAGAAUAGCUGCACAUCUUACACAUGAGCUAAGGCGCCGCCAUCUGAAACGCGGUAUUGGGUCAACAUGCAUCGGCGGCGGUCAAGGGAUAGCCAUGUUAAUUGAAACUGUAUAACUGUUCUGUUCAAAACAAUGCAAUCUUGCUUAAAUCUCUUGGUAUCUUAUCUUAGUUUUUAUUAAACACCUUCAUGGGGCACGUCGAUUUAAGAUACGUUAGCAAAAAGUCGAAUGAUAAGGCCCUAGGAGCCUUCUAUAGGUUCCUUUUUUAUUUUUCUAUAGAUUUUUACGGUGAGACUCUUGUACUACGGAAUUUAAUCAUUCGCAAACAUUCAAGUUACAUGCACAAAGUGCUUAAAGAAAUAGUUGCAGUUCUGGAAGUACCACAAUUGUAGCAGUAGUGGAGAACACGACACGCGCCGCUUCACCCAUACGUAGAAUUAUAUCUUUUCUGAGAUCCUAUAAAAAAACUACACAAUUUUUUUGUUGCUUUUCAUUAAACUCGUGAAAAUUCUAGAUAAGCGUACAAAGUACAAAAAUAUUUUUUGUAUUAACAGUACAUUAUUAACGAUACCGAGGUACGACUAUAUAAAUAACUAAAUAUAAAUAUUAAAGACCAGUUUAACUUUCAUCUACGAAUUAAAAACGGGUUUUCG
This is a messenger RNA of Trichoplusia ni (cabbage looper), 2287 nucleotides long. Its product is annotated as 3-ketoacyl-CoA thiolase, mitochondrial-like. The record is from RefSeq and is a predicted model, not a curated record. Bases 604 to 1749 code for a protein of 381 amino acids. NCBI's taxonomy places the organism in Eukaryota, Metazoa, Arthropoda, Insecta, Lepidoptera, Noctuidae. The transcript has 7 exons. Gene Ontology annotation, molecular function: acetyl-CoA C-acetyltransferase activity. Gene Ontology annotation, biological process: fatty acid beta-oxidation.